GUUCUGUGGUUCUAUUUUCUUUUGUCAAUUUGUCAAAGUUUUGAUCAGGUCUUGGUCAUAGUCUUGGUCAUAGUAUUUUGUGGUGUUUUCUUCGGUAUUUAUGGUUUCUUCAGCUUUACUUUAAACUUUAAAUAGCUUACAAGUUGAUAAAAGUUAAAUGUAUUGAAAUCAUUUCUAAAAUGGCAUUAACAAAUAUCUUAUUGUUAAGUCAAAUUGCUGGUUAUAUUAUUGCUUUUAUAUUGUCAUUAUGCAUAGUUGUUCCUAUGAGUUUGCAACAAGAUGAUUUUAAGGGUCAUUGCUUACUAUUUUCAACUGGUACUUGGCAAGAAACUGAUGGACAGUUAGCGGUAAAUUGGGCAUCUCAGGGAUAUUGUAAUUAUACUAUUUUUGUAGGAGUUAUGUUAUGUCUUGUAGCAAUCAUUCAAAUUUAUAGAUUAUCUGUUUUCUUAUACAAGGGUACAGACAGUAGUUUUCUGUCAGCUUUUAUUGAUGUCCUUUCUGGAAUAUUCAUGAGCGCGUUUACUAUUAUAGCUGCUUGUAUGAUUACAUUUGGUUUUAUGGCAUGGUGUCAAAAUAUGACUGAAAGAUUCCCAUCAUGUGAAAUGGCAGCAGGUCAAGAUAUAGACCACAAGGACAAAAUAAAUACCAAAAAUUUUUAUAUUGAAUUGGGCACAGCUCAGUUCGGGAUAUGGGGCUCAUUUGCCACAUGGGUAGGCUUAUCUGUCUGUGCCCUGUUAAAGCUUUUGCGGUAUCACCAACUAGAAAAUAUAAGGGUUUCUAUGUUUCGUGAAAGACAAAGAUUGAUAAAUGAAAAUGCUGAUUCUCCAAGUAGUUCUUUGGGUAGAGAAUCUACCAAUACCCAGUCUACAGCAACUGCGGAGUGAUUAACUCGAACCAUAUUACAUUAUCCUUAUGUUAUCAUAUAUGCUAUUAUACAUAUAUCCUUGUUUAUUCAUCAUACUAUAUAUCGUUUUGUUAAUAUUUAAUAGUAAUUAUCUACUUAAUAUGUAGAUAUAAAAGGAAAAUAAUUGUAAAAAGAAAUGCUUCAAUUUUAAACAUUUCAUUCUUUUAUAUAGUCUUAAAACUUGAUAUUUUAUCGUAUUUUAUUGUGAUAUUAGAAUGUAGUGACAAUAUAUUUUCAAAGUAUAGGGUAUAAA
This is a messenger RNA of Sitophilus oryzae (rice weevil), 1157 nucleotides long. Its product is annotated as transmembrane protein 179. Bases 180 to 884 code for a protein of 234 amino acids. The transcript is spliced from 5 exons. The record is from RefSeq and is a predicted model, not a curated record. Lineage: Eukaryota; Metazoa; Arthropoda; Insecta; Coleoptera; Curculionidae.